AUGACUACACGUUUCCGACACUUCCUCGGGAAGUACAAGAGCAAGUUUUGUUACUAUGUUGCAAACUCGGUCAACUUGCGCCAGAUUACACAAUUGAUACUAGUCUUGUUCUCGCUUGCCGCCAUUGUCGGCCCCAUCGUACUACUCGUGUUCGAGUAUAAGAAAAGCCCCUCGAGUCCCCUGAUCAUACUCGGGUUUCUAUCAGCUGCUAUUGCGACCUUUUUCAGUUCCUGUGUGGCUCUGUGGUGGUGGCGUUUCACUCAUCCUCCCAGGGACGACAACCAACAAGUCAUACCCUGGUCCAGAAGCGGUUCAGAGUCGAGCUCGGUCGGUCCAACUCAGACCCAACUUGCUGCAGGACCGUCCAACACACAGGGUACGGACUUCCCAUUGAGUCCUAUUACGGAGCAGGCUUCUUCUUCUGUCACUGCCGAAGUCAAUUUGAGUAUGCCGGCACUCGUCUUGGAAGGGAUAUUGGGGUCGAGAGCAAACUGGGAUCCGCGGCUGCUCAAGUGUGAUUUGGAGAGAUGUUUCGAGCAGAUGGCAGUAAAUGCUUCAAGUGAUAUGUGGUCACCUCUGCCAUGGAUGCAUUUGUUGAGUACUCAGGAUUUGGUAGAUAUCUCGUUGGACGUCUGCACUGUGAAAAUGCUUCUUGCGUCGUAUGAGAUAUGGCCCAACGGUGAUUCGUCUAUCAAAAUGAUACAUAAGUUUCCCGCAUCAACGUUGGCUUCGAUGGACAUGCGUUGUAGGUCUCAAGAAUACGACACAGUUGACUCACAGUCGAAUGAGCGGAGACUGUUGCAAGAUUUCAAUACAUCAUUUACUGUAAGUUCGCGUGGAAACAUGCCCGAAGUCACCCAACAACGCGUGAAUGUUGCGCCUUCUAAUUUCUUGCAUGUAAUCCCACUUCACGGAGGAUCAAAUAGUGGCAUCGCAAACUCAAAAGUCUGCGUUAUCGGCCAUGGGAGGUUACAUUCACAACAACGUAUGCCACCCCGGCACCGCGAUUCGCAAGCAUGCCAUCUGAAUGACGACAGAUUGGGGAAAUAUGAGAGUUGCCAAGCGGGAACUCAAUCGCCGGGCUUCAUCCGUAUGGUUGUCCACACUUUAGCCUUCUCUCGAAAUGAGAUGAUGGGAACGGGCAGUGCAGCGAACAAACACUGGACGUUGCAAUAUUGCAGUCCAACCCAGGAUGGAUUUAUCGAAGAGGAUGAGAUGCGCCCUGGAUGCCGCAUUGCCGACGGCCGGGUCAGACGCACGCGGACGAAAACGGCAUUCAUCCAGAUCCAUCUUUCCCCCCCUCAAAAUGACGGGACCACGAACCACGCGAUCAAAGUUCGGGGAAAGGCCGCUAUGGGGACGACGGAUGGGUCACCCUGGAGUCUGCGGAUACUGAGCUAUAAUCUGCUUGAUCAGUGGGCCAGUUUGUCUAUGAGUAAGUCAAGAGAGCCGGACCGUUCACCUUCAUCCGCUGCUGUCUCCGUUGAUCAAGCAAAGAAGCACGGCGAGGAAGAGUUUGUUGGCAAAGUUGGCACGUUGACAGUUGGAGAAGAAAAGAUGAGCAAUGACACACACACUGAUGCUAGCGUCAACCGUUGGAAGUUUGAACAGCUCAAAGUUAAGCGGCAGCUCGAAGCGACUUUUGAGUUUGAUGAGUCGAUCCAAAGAGGCUUUGAUAUUGCUCCUACCAAUGCGUUGCGGCCAUCAACGGGUGCGACGCUGCGGUACCGGACUCUGCAGUCCGUUUCUGACAGUGACACUUUCCACAUUUUGCCUUGCCGGCAAACACGGCGGAGAAGAGUCGCAACCAAAGUGGCCAACGGAGUCGCAUUCAACUUCAUAACUUUCAUAAGCAAUUUCACAAAAGAGGUGGGCCAUGGUCUCAUUGCGCGCCGUGCGUCUCUCCGCCAGGUUCAUCAAAAAAAGAGAAUGGCAAAUGGGGGCCGAGAUCUCCCGUCCGGCCCUUUCCAACAAGGCCCAGCCCGAAAACUCUGA
Messenger RNA from Colletotrichum lupini, 1995 nucleotides. RefSeq lists its product as uncharacterized. The record is from RefSeq and is a predicted model, not a curated record. The coding region runs from base 1 to 1995 and encodes 664 amino acids. Lineage: Eukaryota; Fungi; Ascomycota; Sordariomycetes; Glomerellales; Glomerellaceae. The transcript has 14 exons.